GUUUGCUGCAGGUUAGGAGGAAAGUGUCCUCAUUCUUGUUUACAAAUGUGAUAGUGACAACGUGGGCAUGACGUGACGUGUGGGAAAUGUCAAGUGCCGUAAAUAAAAAUAAAGUGGUCGAGUCGCCAAUUAAUUGAUCUACCGAUAACAUGGAUCUGCCGGUGAACGAGGAAAAUCUGCAACAAACAUUGGACAAGCUGUCCGAAAAUGAGGUCGCCAUAAAGAAAAAUCUGGACACGAUUCUCGCCCGACGGUGUCACGUGGAGGCGAAACUGCAGAGUAUCGGCAAGGUACUGCCGAAUGUUGUACUGAUACGAACGGAGGGGGAGAAGUUUUGCGACAUGAUCGCUCGUACCAAUGAGUUAGCCGAGAAUGUCAGCGCUAAAGUGAGGCAAUUGGAUUUGGCGAGAAGCAGAGUGUGCGAGUGCCAAAGUAGAAUAAAUGAUAUACUGGAUUUGCAAUUGUGCAGCGAAGGGGUAGCGACCGCGCUGCGCAAUGAGGAUUACGAGCAGGGUGCCGCGCACGUUCAUCGCUACUUGGCGAUGGACCAGCAACUGCUGGAGAGAACGGCCGAGGACGUGUCGGGAGAUCACACCAGUAUUAGCAGUUCCCUGGUUACCUUGCAGCAGGCCGCGAUGGAAUUGAGGGCCGUUGUCACGCAUAAGUUCGACGAAGCUGUGAAAUCGGAGGAUCUGGCAUCGGUCGAGAGAUUCUUCAAGAUAUUUCCAUUGUUGGGGAUGCACUUGGAGGGAUUAAAGAAGUUUUGCAGUUACUUGUGUACCAAGCUACACGAGACCGCACAGAAGAAUCUGCAAGCGGCGCUUGAGAUCAAAAGUAACGACAAGAGGGCAGCUGUUAUUUUUGCUGACACCAUGACUCUCUUAUUCGAAGGGAUUGCACGUAUUGUGGAAGUGCAUCAACCGAUCAUCGAGACUUAUUACGGUCCUGGUCGGCUGCUAAUGACAAUUUCGAUUUUGCAAAAGGAGUGCGACAGGCAGGUCAAGAAGAUCGUUACAGUAUUUACGAAACACAGAUGCAUAUCCAAGAACGUGCAAAUGAUUAAUGAGUAUCUGCGAAAACCGAGUUCCGAAAGGAUCGAUCCUAAGGAGCUCGAUCUUCUCUUGGGAGAAAUUACUAUAAUGCACUCGAGGGCAGAGCUUUACAUACGUUUCUUGAAGAGAAGGGUUAAGAACGACAUAGAGAUCAGUACUACAGACGAGGCGCAGCGUGCGGAGCUGCUCAACGAAUUUGAAAUGACGAUAAACAACUCCGAAUUGGCGCACGGCAUGCAAGAGCUGCUUGGUGCCUAUCUCGCGUUGGAGAGAUAUUUUCUCGAGGAGAGCGUGAACAAGGCUCUGGGAAUGGACGCACUGGAUCCAGAUCAGCAAACCUCCAGCAUGGUCGACGAUGUAUUUUUCAUCGUGCAGAAAUGCGUACGACGGGCUAUGUCGAGUUGGAGCAUAGACGGCGUUUGCGCUGUCGUCAAUAUGGCUUGCGGCAUCUUGGAGGGCGAGUUUGCGAACAGAUUGAGAAACAGGUUGCGGCAGGGCUAUCCGGCGGGCUACCUGGACCUGGCGCAAGCGUACAGUGCCCUCCAGACGAGCAUACAGCACGGUCGUUUGCAAACGUCGGACACAGAAUGCGCCCGUCUUAUGUUCUUGGCAUACCUAAAUAACACCGACGUGAGCACGGAGUAUGUGGAAACAUUGUGCAAAAGUCUCGGUGCGGAGAUAGACGCGACGUUUCCCAACAUGCAGAAUAAGGAUAGAGGCAAAAUUGACAGCUGCUUGUCCAGUCUAAAGGGAGUCAUAUUGAUAUUGCGAGGCAUCAUCGAUUGCGGCCUGGAACAGUUACGCGUCAGCGCCGUGAAGCCCAGAGUCACCCCGUGGCUCGAUGCAUUUCUAUCCAUAGAUCAUCAUAUCAACGAGGACGAAUUAUUGAGAUACGAAACGGAUGAGCCAUUCGUGCAGACGUUAAUCAUGAACCUAGAGGGCCUACUUCGAGGAUUCAAGGAUAGCCUGACGACUUCCAAUUACGACGCACUUAUCGGACUUCUGACCGCGGAAGUUACGGCCCGUUUGGAAAAGGUGGUUUUGAAAUCGACCUUUAAUCGGGCAGGAGGUCUGAUACUGGACAAGGAAAUAAGAUCGCUAGCCAGUUACCUGGCAGCCGCCACGUCUUGGUCGGUGAGGGACAAAUUCGCGCGUUUAACGCAGAUCGCGACUAUUCUGAGUAUAGAGAAGGUGGAUGAAUUGGCCGACUACUGCGGCGCGGACGCGAUAGCGUGGCGACUAACGCCGUCGGAAGUGCGCCGUAUCGCCUCCCUGAGAAUAGACUUCCGACCGGAGGACAUCAAGAGGCUGAAGCUGUGAACUUGUUGAACCCUUCGUGUCACGCUGUGAUAACGUGCUUGCACAACUAGAUCAAGUAUUCGCGUAUAACAUAUAUGUAUGUGUACAUAGAACGAUAUGUAUAAUAUAAUCCAGAGAACAUUAAGACGUCUUAAAAAUUCUUGGAACGUUAAAAAUUCUUCGGAACGUCUUAUAUAAUUAACAAGAAGACGUCUUGUGUCCCGAUUUUAAAUGCUUUUGCCUUAUAUAAUAUCCUUCAUGUAUGUAAUAUCCUAAAUGUAUUUUCGAAUCGUUUCUUUAUACGUUUCUUUUUAUGUCUGACUUUUCGCUCUCCGAAUUGCUUUCUGACGAUUCUUUUUCUAAUUCAGCCAGGAAUGAGACUUUGAACAUGUUUUUAUUUACUUUUUCAGGUAUCUUGAGAGCAUCGUCUGAUUAUUGAAAUCAACUGAAAUUAUCAUUCAUUAUCGUUAUAGUCUGAUAAAUCUCUUGAUAAACUUCCACACAAUUUAUAUAUAUAAAGCAGUAUCUUCCUCUUCCUGUUCGUCCUGAGUUUAAAUCUACCAUUUUCUUCUUUUUUUCCUUAUUUUUUUGUUGUUACAUCAACAAAAGAAUUUUAUCGCAUUUGAGUCACGUCUCAUCUUCAAUCUUUCCUUCCUCUUUCCUUUCUAUGUAUAUUAACGUGCUGCUUUAUUUUGGCCUAAUUCUCGUUUCUAAAAUAAUUCCAUUGAUUAAUAUAAUUAUUAAUAAAUUUAUUUUAUAUACAUA
Wasmannia auropunctata (little fire ant) is the source of this 3116-nucleotide messenger RNA. It is a transcript of the gene Cog4, whose product is annotated as conserved oligomeric Golgi complex subunit 4. NCBI's taxonomy places the organism in Eukaryota, Metazoa, Arthropoda, Insecta, Hymenoptera, Formicidae. Bases 150 to 2372 code for a protein of 740 amino acids. The record is from RefSeq and is a predicted model, not a curated record. The transcript has 10 exons.